UUGUGAAAAAUGAUUCCUGGACGUGCCCUUCACUAUGUUCUUAAAAUCGGAGAUCGUGCCAAGAACAUCCACUUUUUCAAAAACAUCCUGGGAAUGAAGGUACUGCGUCAUGAGGAGUUCACUGAAGGAUGCGAUGCUCAAUGCAAUGGCCCAUACGACAAUCGCUGGAGUAAGACCAUGAUCGGGUUUGGUCCAGAAUCCGAUUUUUUCGUCGUAGAGUUGACCUACAACUACGGAGUGAAAACUUACGAGUUGGGAAAUGAUUUCGGAGGGAUAACAAUCCACGAUAAGGAUAUUCUCUCUCGUGCUAAGAAUCUCAACUAUGAAAUCUCCAAAGACGGCGAGAGGGAGUUCCUGACCAGUCCGGAUGGAUAUAAGUUCUUCAUUGAAAAUGCUGAAUCAACAUCUCCUGAUAAAGUGACGAAGGUGACACUGCAUUGCACGAAUCUCAAACAAUCUCUCGAAUACUGGGUUGGACUCCUGGACAUGAAGAUACUCUGUCAGGAAGAUAACAGCGCAACUCUGAGUUAUGACGAGAAGCAAACCAGUUUGGAACUGAAAGAGAUCAGUGAUCCUUUGAACAGAGCAAAAGCCUACGGAAGGAUUGCCUUUGCUGUUCCAGCUGACAUUCAACCGCAAAUUGAUGAGAAGAUCAAAGCUAACAAGGGAACUAUUCUGACCCCUUUGAUAUCUCUGGACACUCCCGGAAAAGCAACUGUCCAGGUAAUCAUUCUAGGGGAUCCGGAUGGUCAUGAGAUUUGUUUCGUCAACGAAGAAGGAUUCUCAGAGCUCUCUAAAGUUGAUCCUAAAAGUGAUGAGAGUCUCGAAAAGUACAUCAAGAAGGAUCCAUUCCAAUAAAAUUUUUGUGCAGGAUAUUAUCAAUGGAUAUAUUUGUAAAAUCAGUAUAAUUCAAAGAAAUAAAAUUUCUAUAUGUUUUUGAAGUUUAA
Molecule: messenger RNA, 947 nt
Organism: Phlebotomus papatasi
Lineage: Eukaryota; Metazoa; Arthropoda; Insecta; Diptera; Psychodidae
Product: glyoxalase domain-containing protein 4
Exons: 4
Coding region: 10-858 (282 amino acids)
Source: RefSeq, a predicted model, not a curated record